AUGGCCUUUUCGUUCUUUAAAAAAUAUGAUAAAAAUCAAGAAAAACUAUUUAAAUUCAAAAUUGGAAAUGGAAGUGUGUUUCCUAAGGGGUUUCAACCAAACAAAGAACUUCAAUAUGUGCGAGAGGAGUUGGCAAAAGAUAAAAAAAUUUAUCCAGAUAAAGAUUAUCCCGAAGCGAAUAAUCUUCAAUUUUUUGAUAAAGCUGGAACAUCAAUAACCUAUGAAUGUGAAAAAUAUUAUAAUUUAGAAACAAUUUGUGAUAAAGAAUCCAUAAUACAUGUAGAAUUUUUGUUAAGAAGCAUUAAUGUUAAUGUUGAUGGUUUGGAGGAACAUACAGUAUAUUUAAACCCAAAAAGUAAGCUUACAGAAAUUCGCGAAAAAAUUAAAGAAAAAACUGAAGACAAAAUCAAAGGUGAAUUCUUAUUUCGGAAGCAAAAUGGAGGUAUAAUUAAAACCACCGAAGAAAAUUCGAAUAAUUUAAAAAAAUUUCUCAAAAAUGAUACAUUAUAUAUUUCUAUUUUACAAGAAACUGAAAUGAUUAUUAUCAUUUAUUCUGACAAGACGCAUCAUCAUAGCUUUAAACGUUCUUUAGAUAAAAGAAUGAGCCUUUUUCAAAUUCGAUCUAUUCUUGCAAACAACAAAUUUACUGAUCCUGAACGUAUGAAAUCAAACCAUCGAUUUUCUGACCAAGAAAAUACGUUUAUCUCAGAAGUAGACGAAGAUAAAAAAAAGCUUUAUGAAGUUUUACGUAUUAAUGGACAUGGUUUAAACGUAUUAAAUAUUCUUAAAAGAGAUGAUGACCCUGACUGGGCAAAGCUAGUUAAUAAAUGCGGAUAUGGUUUUGUUAUAGAUAAAGAUUCAAUGUUUGUAAAACAAAUUCAAUCUCCCAGACAUCGUGCAUUUACUAUUAAAACAACAACACAACCAUAUGAAGUUACCGAUUACAAAGAUUCCGAAUUUGAAUGCGAGAGUGAAUUUCAAGAAUUACGUAAAAAAAAUUUUAUCACAUUUGGAAAGGUUGGUUUCGUAUUGCCAUUUAUUUCGAUUUCCUUUGGACUUAAUCAAAUAUUAUCACGUGAAAAGCCGAACUCUUAUGAAACAAAUACAAAAUAUUCAUAUAUUCAAGUAAAACGUGCAAAAAUUGAUAUAGAUAAAAAUGAUAUUGAUAUAACUGAUGAGUUCAAAAAUGACAUUAGAGAAGCAUUAGAAAAAGGUACUCGCAAUAAAAAAGUAGCAAAACUUAAAGAAAUUGCUGAUAAAUAUGGACAUUUCUAUGCACGAUCUAUGUCCUUCGGAGGAGUUGCUAUUCAGAAAAUCGAAAGUUUUAAGCAUUCAGGAUGUCAAGCAUUAUCAGGCAAAGCAAGCUUAGGUACAAAAUCAAAUACAGAAAAUUGUUUCAACUCAUCAAAAAGCAAAUCUAGUUCCACUUGUGAAAUAAAAGGUGGCAACAAAGAUGAAUACCAACAUAAUCGCAUCAAUUGGAUUAAUUCGCUCAAUGAUUCAAAUACUUGGGAUAUUAUUGAACAUAAUAAUGUUUAUUCGAUUUUUGAUCUAUUAAAGGGUGAUUUACGAAAAAACGUUAUAAAAGUUUUGGGAAAAAGGAUUUUAAAAGAUGGAAUUGAUGAAAUUAUGUACUCCACAAGUGGAAAUGAUCCAUAUUGUCAUGACAUCGGAUGGGAGUUGGAUGAUAUUUCUAAUAUUGAAGAUUGUGAAAUAUUUUCUACGGUAAUGAAAGAACACAAUCGACAUAUAUUUUCUUCAUGUGUGACCUAUGAUGCCCCUGACGCGCCAGUAAUCGUUAUCCAACGUGUUCCAAGUGAAAAAAAGCCGCGAAAAAAAUUCAGAAAGCUUAAAGUUGGUACUAUUUAUGUUAGAAAUGACUUAAAUAAUAUGUUUCAGAAAGAAGUUGAAUGGAACCCCAUGAACCAAAAAGAUAAAAUUUUCUCUUCUUCAAAAUUAGAUGCAAUUGACUCCGAUGAAAAUAAGCUUAUAUUUGUAAAUCAACUUUUUGAAAAUCCUAAUAAUAACCAUAGAAUUAUAAAUGUUGCAUUUGAAUCUCUUGGUUGUAACUCUCUUCUAUGCGGUUCAUUAGAUAAGGAAUCUUUUACUAAAAUGAUUUAG
Messenger RNA from Racocetra fulgida, 2121 nucleotides. NCBI's taxonomy places the organism in Eukaryota, Fungi, Glomeromycota, Glomeromycetes, Diversisporales, Gigasporaceae. The record is from the annotation of a GenBank genome assembly.